CAGUGUCUAUAAACAAAUUUGGUAGAUUAACAUGAGAAAAAAAGUUGAGACGUCAUAUUAUACCUUCCGUUUUCACGUUGUCAUAAAACUGGUUCAUGGCACGUACUACAAACGAGUGAUUUUUACAUUACGUAAGGGGAUAAUAACUCAGAAGCCAGCAAAGUUAGAGCUAAGUUUAUGUGGCUGUCAGCAGUCAGAGUCUGUUUGUUCUUCAUGACGAAUGGAGUCGAACAAGUUCGAAUUUCAUAUUAUUCAGGAAAUCUAUACAGGUUACUCGGCCCUGAUGAUGCAGGCAACAAACACCUCUGAAAAGUCGUCAAACGUCGACCAGACUACAAGGAACAUAAUCCCAGAAGACAGUAAUCUUCAUACCGGCAAUUUUGUUGCGUCAUGUAAGUGCAGUAUACCACGUGGCUUCUCUGCGGCAGCCAAAGUCUAGCAUCGAUCGACGCCACCAGAAUCGACCCGCGUCCAUACCCCCAUAUUCAAGCGCACGACCAAACAACAAACUGACAACAGCUUCCUGUCAAUUAGGCUCUUACCAUCGUGAGGUAUAUCUUUCCCGACUGCUGAGAGGCACUUCAGUCUCUCCGUACUGCAUUCAAAUCCUUCUUCAUCUCCUUAGUUCGUGUCUUGUUCAGUGCAGUUCACGCCGAGUCCCGCCUUUUGAUGACGUCAUACUACGCAUACAGUUACGGUGGGGCAGGGUAAAAGAGGGAAGGGUUGCGAAAAUUGAUUCACCACCUACCCUCUCCUUUGCUACCACUAUUUAUCGUUCCAGACCUGUCCGUCUGUUAGCCUGUUUUCCUCCAACCCUUGUGUUUUCCACAUUUGCAAUUCCCCCUUCAAUCCCUACCUUUCUGCUGACAUAGCCGUGAAGCCCUAGUGCGGAGCCAGACUGUCAGUUGUGAACUAUACCGCCACAAACAUCUAGCAAAACAAACAUCGCAGUCAGAUAAUGUCGAAAAAGAUGUACUACUGGGGAGAAGAAAAGGAACCGGUGGACUCUGACGAGACGUUCAUCGAGUUCUCGGCGAAGCCAGUUCGUCUCGUACGGCAGGGCGACGGGGCCCUCACAGCAGCCGUGGAACCUUCUUCUCAAGUAGCCGUUGCACCUGGUGGUACAGAGGAGACACCUGGCGACGGUGACGAGGAGCGAGGCGGAUGGGGAAACAAGUUGGACUUCCUGUUCUCAUGCAUCAGCGUCUCCGUGGGCCUGGGGAACGUGUGGAGGUUCCCCUACCUGUGCUACAAAAACGGCGGAGGGGCGUUUCUAGUGACAUACGGCAUCGCCAUGAUAUUCUGUGGGAUUCCAAUCUUCUUUCAAGAAGUGGCAGUAGGGCAGUACUUAGGCGCUGGUGGCAUGACCUUAGUGGGUCAGUUGUGCCCUAUACUUCAAGGUGUUGGAUAUGCCACAAUGACAAUUGUGUUCUUCCUGGAUAUCUACUACUGUAUCAUCAUUGCAUGGACUAUAUUUUAUCUGAUCGCUACUUUCGUCAGAUUGCCAGGACUUCCCUGGAAAACAUGCGAUAAUUGGUGGAACACCCCCAACUGCUACACCAGCGGCAUGAAUGCGUCCGCUGUGCACACCUACACAAACCACACCACAACUCCAGUGGAGGAAUACUGGGAGAAAAGGGUGCUACAAGUCACGGAUGGGAUAGAUGACCUCGGGGGUAUGCAGUGGGAGCUGUUGGGGUGCCUGGCGCUUGGAUGGGGGUUGGUCUACCUCAUCAUCUGGCGAGGCCUGCACGCCAGUGGAAAGAUCAUCUGGUUCACGGCGCUGUUUCCCUACGCGGUGCUUCUCGUGUUACUGGUUCGCGCCGUGACGCUGAACGGCGCUGACCAGGGUCUGCUGUACUACGUAACACCACGCUGGGAGGAGCUCCUAGGGCCGGGUCCCUGGAUAGACGGUGCCACGCAGAUCUUUUUCGCCUACAGCAUUGGUACUGGCGCGCUGCCCGCCCUGGGUUCUUACAACAAGUUCCACCACAACUGCUACAAAGACGCCCUCAUCACUUGUGUAGUAAACACGCUGACCUGCCUGCUGGCUGGCUGUGUCACUUUCUCCAUCCUGGGCCACAUCGCCCUGGAGCAGGGGGCCGAGGUGUCUGACGUGGUGAAGAGUGGGCCCGGACUCGUCUUCCUCACCUAUCCCGAGGUGGUUCUUAAGCUUCCUGGUGCCCCAGCGUGGGCAGCCAUCUUCUUCUUCAUGCUAGUGAUUCUGGGAAUAGACAGUGAAUUCUGCAUCGUAGAAUCAUUCGUCACUGGAAUGGUAGACAACUGGCCAGAAGUACUACGCCCUCACCGGAAGAAAUUCACAUUUGGCAUGUGUGUCGUCAUGAUGGUGCUGGGAAUUCCGAUGGUAACCCAUGGUGGAGCGUACAUCUUCCAACUGAUGGACUUCUACUCAGCCAGUGGAAUGUCCCUACUGUGGGUCUGUUUCUUCCAAACUAUCGCCAUUUCUUGGAUAUUCGGGGCACAGAAAUUUAUAGACUGCGUUCAGCAAAUGAUGGGUAUACGACCCAACAGGUUCUGGUACAUUUGUUGGGUCUUCUUUGCCCCUGCUGUAAUGGUGGCAAUUUUCAUCUUCUACUGUGUCGAUUACAAACCAGUAACGUACGGCAAAUCGUAUAAGUAUCCACAAUGGGCCGAGGGGCUUGGAUUCUGCAUGAGUUUUGCAUCCAUGAUCUGGAUCCCUGCCUAUGCCAUCUAUUAUGUAUUAGCCACACCAGGAACGGUCAAAGAGAAUUUGCUGAAGGGUCUUAAGCCGAACAUCAUUUCAAGGGGGAAGAUACCACAGGGGCAGAAGGCAGCUGUGAUCCCCAUGUCUGAGAGCAGUGCAGGGCUCCUCACCAAGAACAACUCAUUCCUCACGCAAUAGACGGCUUUUGACAAUUUCUCUUCUGCUCUCCACUGAAGCAGAUGUUUCUUACUGCCACAGUUCUUCCAGGCCUGGACUCAAGCUCUGACAUUACGCAUACAAUACAUGCGACUUCACCUAGCUUCAAUAAUUCAAUUAAAAUGGUGUCACUUUCUGUGCUUCAAAAACUAAAUAUUUAAAUUAAAUAGAAAAUGGCUCUCUUCACAUUCCUGAAUAAUUUGAAUUUCGAUAACUGCUUUAAUUUUAAUCCCCAUUCUUAAUUAAUCAUCACACAAUGAUGACAUAUCGGUGAGAGGAGACAUAGAAACAUAUGAAUAUGGCUGUCUUCUGGGUUGUAGCGCCACGUAGUAUGGUAGAAGUUUACCAGCGUUUAAGUGGUCCUUGCUGCAAGGAUUACAUGACACUACAACCCAGAAGACCUCACCUCAAAUCCAACAAAGACACGUAUUCUUAACCUACACGUUAGAUGGACGUCAGUGAUCAGCUUCAUGCUCCGACCACUUCGCCCCUACAGAAACAACGCUAUAGUACAUAGUGUAUAGAAGGCUGAGUGAGUUUCAGAACUGGUUUAGGCUUAGUGGUUCCUGCCUCUGUUCAGAAUUAAACCCGUCAUCCAGACUGAAGCCAAUCGUUUUUACCACUGAGAUAUAUACUCGCUCACCUCCUUUUAAUGAAGACUAUGUUUAAGUAAUAUUACAUUAAUAUAUUUAUAUACAAUACUUUUUUCUUCUUACAAGAAAUACAUUUUAUAAUGUUGAAUCUGAUAAUUUCUCCGACACAGAAACGCGAUCUGAAAUUAUGUUCUUUGUUGGAGAGACAAAUACAAUUGUAGUAAAUUUCUGUGAAACUUAUUAGAGGCACUGAUCCCAGUUCAUUAGAAUAGAAGUUUAAUUUUUUACGUAAUUAACUUUCUACUAUAACGUUUUACUUGCACGUCAGAAUACGAAAAUGUUGCCAGAACCUUCAGUGCUGACGUAUCAGUCAUAAGAAGUUGACAUCGUUGAAGGUGUUACCAGAAAAUGUGCCAAAGUUGAUGUCAGCCUAACUUAUUGAGUUGUGGGGAUGUGAGAUCAGCGUCUGUAGACGGCAACAGUGCGGUCACAACCAAACAAAUCCUACAGAAUACCAACUUACGUUACAGAACUUGAAAUUGAAGGAAAUUGAAGAAAAUAAAUGUGAAAAUAUAUUCGUCACAAUCCAUCAAAUUUUGUUUUGUUACAGACAGCAUUACUGUAGAGUAAACCCUUGAUUUAAUGGACAGUAUCUGGUAUUGUCAGAUUUUCUCUGGAUACGAGGGAUUUUCAGUUUUAAUGGACGAAGUCUGGAAAUGCCUGCUAAUGAGUGCUGGAUUUAUAUAUGUCUAUAUGCUUUAUGCAUACAUGUCUUGCCGCACCAUGAAUGGAAACAUUUUUAAUUUUGAUUAUUUUUCUAAACACUUACGUAAAAAAAACCCAAAAUACCCGGUGUAAAACACGAAAUUUAAAAAGUCAUAUUCUCACCACACCACACACAACUCUGUGACGAGAGGUAUCAUCAACACAACAGUAUUACAAAGUUAAGAGUUCCUCAGCCCAAAACAAAUCUUGAAGUCAAAAUAAGCAAUAAAAGAGCUAAUAUUACCCAUGCUUAGAGGUUGGGGUGACCAUAUUUAUCUAGUAUCAAAAUGGGAUGAAGAAUAUGGAAAAUAUCAACACGGUUUUAAAAAACAGAAUGAAGAAAUGAAAUGAAAUGUUAAUGACAUUUAGUAACAGAAAUUCUGUGAUAAUUUGUUGUUAAUUAGAUUUUAAUUUUAAAAAUUUACUGUUAAAAAGUGCAAGAGUACAUUUAUGAAGACAUUUACAAAAAGAAAGUUUCUGACUAACUGAUAAUUCAUUAAAAUUCAUAACAAAUAUUAGGGUGGGUUCUGUCUUAUUUCAAUCAAUCUGCGCAACGAGAUAUAAUUUUAGCCAACCAGACAAAAUUAACUAUAAAUUUAUGUUUUAUUUAUAAAUAUUAUAAAGUGCAAUCAAAAAUUAAGGAAAAAUAAUUAUUUUGCUAAUUUUCAAAGGAAACUUAUAUUCUGUUUCAACCCAACAAUAAUUCAUUGUACUCGACUAUUUUGACGUUGUGUCUUCAUACGAAACAUUAAUUAGUUAGCGAAGAAUUUUACGUACCUACACUGACCCUUGGUUAAGUUCAGCUUGGCUAUUUAAAAAUUCCAGUUGGUAUGAAAAUGUUAUUCUCCAAUAAAGAGAAAACUAAACAUUUAGGAUUAAACAUGAAAUACAAAAUGUGGUCAUCCUAUUUGAUCAGUAAGAGAAAUGAACUGCGUUUUAUGCUGUGCUAAAUAUAAAUCAAAACAAGAUUGUAAUUCUGUACAUUACAUAACUGCCUUCUCAAUUUACUCAUACGGGCAAUGACUAGAGGUUGGUUGUUUCUGGAAACAGUAUAUACUGUUUGUGUUCACCCUGUUAACAAUUCUGGCAGAUAGAAGUUUACCAACGUUUCAGAUGAAUCGCCCUGAUGAUGGAGGCAGCAAGGACCUCUGAAACGUAGGUAAACUUCUACAAGACUACACGGCACAACAACCCAGAAGACAGCCAUCUUCAAACUCACCAUUGUGAAAACCUCAAAUCCCACAAUUCUGGUAGAUAUUUAAAGCAAUGUCAAUUUAUCGUGAUGAAAAGAUAUAAGUUUAGGCACAAUAUGAAACGUCAUUUUGUUGAAAACCAAAUUUGAGGACCAAAAUACACAGCGACAGAACCAGCACGAACCCUCAACUCUUUUCACUUUUAUUCAAAAUUUUGUAUCCAGGAAUUUUUGUCUUCCCCGAUUUUGAGAAUUAAAACUAAAAUUUGCUGAGGCAGAUGUGUGAUACACUUUUAGUGUGUGCAGUGAUUUGGUGCUAAUAGGAUUAGGAAUUGUACAGAAAAGUAAGAAAGUUUGUGACAUGUUAUUAAUACUAGAUAGCGAAUGUAUUUUUCCUGAAAAGCACAAGUAUGCUCUGCUCGUUUCUGUUCAGAAUGGAACUGCAGUCGACAGAGUGCGUGUGAAGAGUGUAUUUUGGAAAAGAAUGACAGGUGUGACCCCUAUACUGUCUGAUAAGUUGAGAAACAGAGGUAAAAUACAGUACCAAAGGAACAGUGAUGUUACUCCUUCAGAGAAAUCUGUUUGUCAUGAUUAUUUGAACUACUAUAUAAUUACUAAACAUUAUACACUGAAAUGUCUAGGCGUAAAACAGAUUCUCUGGCUUACGCAGAAUAGGGAUCAUGUUAUCAAUUCACUUGCUGGAUUGUACGAUGUGAACUGAAUAUAAAUUAUCAAUUCUAAUAUAUUUCCAUAUAGAUAGGUUAAAGUUUUCAGUGUUUAAGAACAAAUGGUGAAACUCAAAUUUUUGUACAAUUUUAGCAUAUUUGCUAUCUUCACUAAUAUGCCUGUCUUCAACUGAGCAGGUUAUCUCUCCAAUGUUGUGAAGCUGUAAGGGGAGGACCUUCUAACUAAAUCUCUGGAGACAUAGCCCACGCUUAUCGGAGAAAGACCACGUGCCACACUCAAAAUACGUCUUAUAAAGUAUGGCUGACAACAGUAACAUUUCAAAUUCUUAGAUCAUAUUGUUGAACUUCGUAACGUAUUUAGAGAAGAAAGAAAUUUUACAUUCAUUUAGAGACUAAGAGCAGAUUAAAUUUGGGAACUGUUUGCUAUCAUUCAGUUCAGAAUCCUUUGCCUUCCCCUCUCAAAUCUAAGAAGUAUUAAGAUUAAAAUACAUAAUUUAACUAAAUGUUUGAUGGGUGUAACACUUGGUCUCUCACUGUACGCAAAGAACACAUCGCCAUGUAACGACUAUCGUAACGCACGGUUUCCAAAAUUAAAACAUUUCAUGAAGAUAUCUGCUACAGCCAUCUGUAGAUGCUAAAACCUUAAUUAAAUAAACAUUAAAGUGGAUUUAAAAUUAUUGAUUUUAUGGUUUUAUUCUUAAAAGUCUAUUUUAUCUUGUUCUUUUAAUCUUCUUAUUUUCAUCCGGGUUUUUCAUUCUUUAUCCUUAUGUCUGCAAUUUCUGUUUCCUUUUUGUUUUUGGAACAUACAGUACCACGUAACUGAAUACGAGAUAAGGGCAAUAAAUUACACAGAGCUCUGGAGAUUGAAGAAAAUCUCUGUGCCUCCUCUUUGAAAUCCUUCCUUUACAGCUAUUCUAAUUAGAUUUCUGAAGAAACUAAGGGUUUUAUGAACAAAUACAUAUUAAUAUUUAUCCACAAUGAUUAUAGAUACUGACAUUGUUUUUUUAAAAUUGUACCUAUCACAGAAUUACUUUUUUUCAUAUUAGAUACAUUGAUAAAUAUAGGUAUGUAUUUGGUGUAUAAUUAUGGUAAGAAUGCCAAAAUAUACAAUUACCAUUGUUUCUGAUUUUACUAUCUUGUUGCUUUACUUAUGUUCUUAGACAUAAUGAUACAAAUCAUACGUGCUUUGAUAUCAUAUAUAACAAUCAGUAUUACAUUUCAAAAUUUUAACUCUUACAAACUGUUUGAAACUCCUAUUUUGUAGCGUAUAUUUUGAAACAACUGUUUCUAGUUCGCAAAGCGAAGCUGUUAUUUGUUCGGUAACUUUGUUAGUUUAAGAUGUAUAACAUCAUAUUGACACUGCUGCAGUUGUCAGUAGCUGAAUGGAAUAAGAUACAAUGCCCAUAUGUAAUAAA
Messenger RNA from Zootermopsis nevadensis, 7553 nucleotides. Its product is annotated as sodium- and chloride-dependent GABA transporter 2. NCBI's taxonomy places the organism in Eukaryota, Metazoa, Arthropoda, Insecta, Blattodea, Termopsidae. The record is from RefSeq and is a predicted model, not a curated record. Gene Ontology annotation, biological process: sodium ion transmembrane transport; amino acid transport; nitrogen compound transport. Gene Ontology annotation, cellular component: plasma membrane.